Molecule: messenger RNA, 2741 nt
Organism: Prorocentrum cordatum
Lineage: Eukaryota; Dinophyceae; Prorocentrales; Prorocentraceae
Source: the annotation of a GenBank genome assembly
GGUAUAUGUUGUACUAUGUUUGAAUGGGGUCUUUGUAUUUGUCGCCAAAAUCCCUUUGUAGGGGGACAUGCCCGACCUAAACGAAGACCAACAGCAGUUCGUUGGAGUGCUCGUUGUCGGCGCCGCCACGGGCGGUGCCACCUUUGCAGGCAAAAGGUCGCCCGCCCAGCCGCAGCCGCCGUCGGAUUUGGACACACAUCGCCGGUGGGCGCCGUCCCCAUGUUGUAUGCAGUCCCUCUUCCGGGCGUGCCACGUGGCGACGAGGGGGGGCCCCGAAGGCCCCGAAACUGUCAGAACACCUCGGGCAACGUGGCCCUCCAGGUCCCGACGUCGGACGACAUCCUCGACGCCGUGAUCGCGGGAUCCACCCACAACUUCGGGCCCUCGGCCCUCGACUUCGGCCCGAACUACGACCCCGUCGCCGAGGCCAGGGACCGCGCGCCGGUGGUGGUCGACCCGGACAACCCCUGGGGCGCGUGGAGGGGCCCGGGGGCGCCCCGCGGCGGGGCGGCGCCGCGCCGGGAGCCCGAGAGGCCGCCCCAGCAGGCCGGCGGCCCGUGGAGCGCCCGCACCCCGGGCGGGCGCCUCCUCCCCUCGGCCGCCCCCCGCGGCGCCCCGCCCGCCGAGGGGCGGGCCCGCGCCCCGGGCCGCCGCCUCGAGAGCGAGGCGGCGUACCCCGAGCACCCCGCCGUCCAGGCGCGCACCUGGUCCGAGGUCGAGAGGUGGAGGGCAAGCCAGGGCGUCCUCGUCGAGGGCGACGGCGGCCAGGUCAUCCCGAAGCCGACGCUGUCUUUCGACGAGGCCCCAUUCCCGGACUGGGCCGGGGAGGCGUUCCGCAGCUGGGGUCUCGCGGCCCCGUCGCCGCUGCAGGCGCAGGCGUGGCCGCUGGUGGCGACUGGCCGAGACGUCAUGGCCGUCGCGGCGCCCGGCAUGGGCAGGACGCUGGCAUACGCCCUGCCCCUGCUGGUCCGCGCGCUGCAGCGCCCCGGGGCCGCGGAGGCCACGGGCCCCGCGGCACUCGUCCUGGUGUCCUCCCAGGAGCAGGGCGACCAGUUCUGUGCCGCCCUGGAGCCCAUGGCCGUGGCGUCUGGCCUGAAGAUCGCCACGCUGACGGACGAGGGCAUCCCGAGAGACGUUGCGGUGCUGGUGGCCACGGUGUCCCGCCUGGCCGCGGCCCUGGGGUCGAGGGGCCUGGCGAGCCGGCUGGACGGCAUCUCGGCGCUGGCCUUCGACGACGCCGAUGCGCUGCUCGCAGACGGGGGCCACUCGAGCCGUGACCUGGACCGCGUCCUCGGACUCUGUGACGGGGACGUGCAGAUGCUGCUCUUCGCCGCAACGUCGACGGAGGCAAUGACAGAGACGUUCAAGAGGCAGAGUGGUAAGGGCGCUGUGGUGCUGAGUGUCGCUCCUGGGAGCGGCCUGAGUGCGUGUCGCCAUGUGGUACAUCGUAUAGAAGUGGUGCACGAGUUAGCGAAACAGAAUUACCUUGACGAGGCUAUCCUGAAGAUCUCCGAGAAUAUCAGGCAAGGAGAUCGGGUUGUCAUUUUUGUGAAGGGUGCCGAGACAGUGCAGGACGUGUCCAGCACCAUUUGUUCUGGUGACAUACAGGUGGCCGCCGUGCACGGCCGCUUGGGGCCCGAGGAGCGGCGCGCGGCGCUGGAGGACUUCCGAGCGGGCAGCCGGCGCGUGCUGGUGGCGGACGCGGGCGGUUCCGUCGACGGGCUGCCUCACGUGCAGUUCGUCAUCAACUAUGACUGCCCCACUCCGGCAGAGUACACGCAGCACCUGGGCAGCUGCUGCGCCCCCGACGAGCGGGCGUUCGUCAUGACGCUGCUGACGCCCCAGGACUUCCGCUACGCCCGCGGCCUGGCGCUGCUCCUGGAGGAGGCGGGCCAGGCCGUGCCCGAGAAGCUGCGCAGCGCCGCGGCGGGGUCGGAGGCGUCGUUCGCGGCGGGCGCGGCGCUCGCGGAGGGCGAGGAGAUGCGGCCUGGCGACUGGCACUGCGUGGAGUGCGGCGCGCACCAGUACGCGCGGCGGCGGGCCUGCCGGGACUGCGGCGCCGCGCGCCCGAAGCCGGCGCCCCGUCGGAGCGCGUCGCGGCCAAGCUCGCUGCGGCCACGCGCGGAGUGGGCCGGCAAGGGCCGGGGCAGGUUCGCGAAGGCCAGGGGGCCCGGCUGGAUGCCCGUCAGGACGCGGCCGGAGCCGGAGCCCGAGGCGCCCCCCAGCGGGGACCCGUGGGGCCGGUGGUCUGGUCUGGAGGCCGUGCGGCGGCCCCGCCCAGGCGGCGGCCCGAGGGCGCGCAGCGCGUCGGCGCGGCGCGCCCAGUCGGGGAGACCGCGUUCCCAGAGGCCGCCCGCCUGGUGGCGCGCGCUGGGGGAGAGGGUGGAGCUGUCAGAAGAGGAGCGGCUCGAGGUCGACGGCUUCCUGCAGCGGUGGGACCUGAGCGAGGAGUCGGAGGAGAUCGUGUGCGCCCUGCCCGCCGACCUGCGCGCGAUCCUCCUCCGAGAAUUCGCGCCGCGGCGCUUCCCCGACGCCCGGCUGGCGUCGCUGGCGUUCGGCCUGGUGCAGAGCAGCCGCCGCACGGGCCGAACGGCGGUGCAGGAGCGUGCCCGUGGGCUCCCGUGCGAACCUGCCGACCCCUGGGGGAACUGGCGCCGCGGCGCGCCGCCGGACAAGGGGUAGGCCGAGAUUCUCACCUCACGGACGCGGGAGCUUGCGUAUAAGAGCUUGCCGACUCUGAA